Messenger RNA from Nestor notabilis (Kea), 376 nucleotides. Its product is annotated as pituitary homeobox 1. The coding region runs from base 5 to 337 and encodes 110 amino acids. Gene Ontology annotation, cellular component: nucleus. NCBI's taxonomy places the organism in Eukaryota, Metazoa, Chordata, Aves, Psittaciformes, Psittacidae. The transcript has a single exon. The record is from RefSeq and is a predicted model, not a curated record. Gene Ontology annotation, biological process: regulation of transcription by RNA polymerase II; anatomical structure morphogenesis. Gene Ontology annotation, molecular function: DNA-binding transcription factor activity, RNA polymerase II-specific; RNA polymerase II cis-regulatory region sequence-specific DNA binding.
CUCAAUGAGCCCCCUCUCAUCGCAGUCCAUGUUCUCGGCUCCCAGCAGCAUCCCCUCCAUGAACAUGCCCUCCGGUAUGGGCCACUCGGCCGUGCCGGGCAUGGCCAACUCCGGCCUCAACAACAUCAACAACAUCAGCGGGUCCUCGCUCAACUCGGCCAUGUCCUCCCCGGCCUGCCCCUACGGCCCACCGGGCUCGCCCUACAGCGUCUAUCGGGACACUUGCAACUCCAGCUUAGCCAGCCUCAGACUGAAAUCAAAGCAGCACUCCAGCUUCGGCUACAGCAGUUUGCAAAGCCCCGGCUCUAGUCUAAACGCCUGUCAGUAUAACAGUUGACGGACUUGACACAAACCACCUCCGACAAAACAUCGCCGA